AUAUUUUUCAAAUGUUUAGAUUUAUUACUGAUAACACUUUUAAAUCUUUCGCAUUUCUAAAGUUACGAAAUAAUUUUACAGUUACCUCAUUUAGAUCUUUAUUUAUAGGGUAUAAUAUCCCGCAUAAUACACAAAAUAAUUUCUCAAAUUCAAUAUUAAGAACAAGACAAAAUAAUGGUUAUUCAAAAAAUAAAUAUUUGUUAUCAAGAUAUAAUCAUGAUAUACCAAAGGUUCAUAGACAUUGUUGGAAAUGUAGUUCGGAAAUAGACUACCUUUCAAUUCAUUGCAAUAGAAAAGAUUGUGGUGUUAUACAAAGUGUAUUUCCUAAUGAUGUUACUUAUUUUGAAAUAUUAGGUGCUGGAAAUAAAAUUAAUGGACAAUUACAACCAACAUACAAUAUUGAUUCUGGUCAAUUAAGAAGAAACUUUUUAUUACUUCAACAACGUGUACAUCCUGAUAGUUAUAGUACAAAAGAAGAUCGACAAGAGUAUAAUUACGCAUCACAACAAUCUUCUUUAAUUAAUAAAGCUUAUCAAGUAUUACGAGAUCCUCUCUCUAGAGCCAAGUAUAUGCUUCAGUUGAAUAAUAUAUCAAUUAGUGAAUCUGAAUCAUUACAAGAUCAAGAAUUAUUAAUGGAAAUUUUAGAUGUAAGAGAACAAUUAGAAGAAGCCACAAAUGAAAAUAAUGUAAAAGCUAUUAAAAAUGAAAGUGAAGAUAAAAUUAAUAAUAUUAUAGCAGAAUUAUCACAAGCUUUUAAUUCAAAUGAUUUUUAUAUGGCAAAAGAAUUGACAGUAAAAUUACAAUAUUGGUAUAAUAUAAGAAAUGCUACUAUAGAUUGGCAACCAGGAAAACGUGUUGAGAUAUUUCAUUAAUAAUAAUAAUUCUUAUAUUAUUAACAUAUAUAUAUAUACUGUAUAUAAGAAAAUUUUUAUUUUCAUACCGGGGGAUACCAGUAUCCUCCCCCAAAUUUAAACUCUGAGUUUUAAAAUAUUCAAAUUCUGAUUUAAAAAUUUUCCUUUAUGUCUAGUUGGAUUUGAUAUUUUAGAAACAUCAAUCUCAUGUUCAAUUUGUUUGUUAUUUUCAUUCUAUACAGACAAUUGUUGUUUAAUAAAGUCUUGCAAAAGCUUUUCAAAA
This is a messenger RNA of Rhizophagus irregularis DAOM 181602=DAOM 197198, 1134 nucleotides long. RefSeq lists its product as uncharacterized. Gene Ontology annotation, molecular function: protein-folding chaperone binding; ATPase activator activity. The record is from RefSeq and is a predicted model, not a curated record. Gene Ontology annotation, biological process: protein complex oligomerization; [2Fe-2S] cluster assembly. Gene Ontology annotation, cellular component: mitochondrion. NCBI's taxonomy places the organism in Eukaryota, Fungi, Glomeromycota, Glomeromycetes, Glomerales, Glomeraceae.